GAGAGAGAGAGAAAUAGAGAGAGAGUGUGGCUCCCACUCUAUCACCCUUUCCUCCCUGACAUUCCAGUGCAGUUGAGGGAUUGAGUGCUUGGAUACAGGCGCAGGAGGGAACACAGAGAAAGGGAGACAGGGAGAGAGAGACAGACUGUGAAAGAGUGAAAGAGAGAGAGAGAGAGAGAGAGAGAGAGGGAGAGGGAAAGAAAAUCUCCGGCUUUGGGAGUUUGGGAAUUUCGUCACUCUAAAGCCUCCAGUAGCCACAGAAGCAUCAUCUCUGGAAGUUUCUCCUCUUCUGUGGUCUCUGGACUUCUGCAGGACUUUAAACAGAGCUGGAAAUUGCUGGUCAAGCAGGAGCAGAGCAUUGUGUCAUCAACACCAGGGCUGUGAAGGCCCUGUCACCUCCAGAAUGGCAGAGAUCCUGCAGCCCAGCACCAACAGCCUGCAGGUCCCAGGCAAUGACAGAUCUGUGUCCACAUCUCCAUCCAGUUCUCCUUCUCCAUCAAGAAAUGACUGCAGUAUUGCUCCUCUCACACCAUCACCAUCUCCGAGGACUGAGCUGAGGCCACGAGUCGCUUGUCCAUUCUCUGUAGUUGUGGCUAUUGAUUUUGGAACCACCUCCAGUGGCUAUGCCUUCAGUUUCACUGAGGACCCAGAUGCCAUCCAUAUGAUGAGGCGCUGGGAGGGUGGGGAUCCAGGCGUAGCCAAUCAGAAGAGUCCCACCUGCCUGCUGCUGACCCCUGACCUGCGCUUUCACAGUUUUGGCUUUGCAGCCCGAGACAGCUACCAUGACCUGGAUCCAGAGGAAGCUAGACUCUGGCUCUACUUUGACAAGUUCAAGAUGAAGAUUCACAGCACCAGUGACCUCACCAUGGUGACGGAGCUGGAGUCAGUGAGUGGACGAAGAGUUCGGGCCAUAGAGGUCUUCGCACACGCCUUAAGAUUCUUCAGAAAACAUGCAUUAAAGGAGGUAAAGGACCAGUCCUCGUCAGUGCUAGAAGGGAAUGACGUGAGAUGGGUCAUCACCGUUCCAGCUGUGUGGAGACAACCAGCCAAACAGUUCAUGAGAGAAGCUGCGUACCUGGCAGGUCUGGUGUCUCCAGACUCUCCAGAGCAGCUGCUUAUUGCUCUUGAACCUGAAGCCGCCUCAAUUUACUGCAGGAAGCUCCGCCUUCACCAGGUCAUUGACCUCAGCCAGCGACCAAUAACCAAUGGCCUGGACCUGGAUGGGUCCCGCCCCUUCGACUCCAGCUUCAGGCAAGCACGCGAGCAGCUUCGCAGGGCCAGACACAGCCGAACAUUCCUAGUGGAGAGUGGAACUGGAGAACUGUGGUCUGAGAUGCAGACAGGUGAUAAGUACAUCGUGGCAGACUGUGGAGGAGGGACAGUGGAUCUGACUGUGCAUCAGAUUGAACAGCCUCAGGGGACACUAAAGGAGCUGUACAAAGCUUCAGGAGGUCCCUAUGGAGCAGUAGGUGUAGACCUGGCAUUUGAAGCCAUGCUGUGUCAGAUAUUUGGGGCUGACUUCAUUGAAACCUUUAAAGUAAAGCGUCCGGCUGCCUGGGUGGAUCUGACCAUCGCUUUUGAGGCCCGGAAGCGCACAGCAUCUCCUGGCAGAGCCAGUGCACUCAACAUCUCCCUGCCCUUCUCCUUCAUCGACUUCUACAAGAGACACUGUGGACAGAGCGUGGAGACAGCACUGCGCAAGAGCAAUAUGAACAUAGUAAAAUGGUCUUCACAAGGGAUGCUGAGGCUCACUACAGAGGCUAUGAAUGAGCUGUUCCAGCCGACCAUCAGCAAUAUCAUCAAACACAUCGAGAACCUGAUGCAAAAAGAGGAAGUUAAGGGUGUGCGCUUCCUGUUCUUAGUGGGCGGCUUCGCCGAGUCUCCCAUGCUUCAGCGAGCCGUGCAGAACGCGCUGGGCCAACACUGCCGCAUCAUCAUUCCGCAGGACGUGGGCCUAACUAUCCUGAAGGGGGCGGUGCUCUUCGGAUUAGACCCCACCGUAGUGCGCGUUCGCCGCUGCCCGCUGACCUACGGCGUGGGGGUCCUGAACCGCUUCGUGGAAGGACAUCACCCUCGAGACAAACUGCUCAUCAAGGAUGGGCGUGAAUGGUGCACCGACAUUCUGGAUCGCUUUGUUUCCGUCGACCAAUCAGUGGCACUGGGCGAGGUGGUUAGGAGAAGCUACACCCCUGCGAGGGUGGGGCAAAGGAAGAUCAUCAUUAACAUCUACUGCAGCUCCACUGAUGAUGUGGUGUACAUUACAGAUCCUGGGGUUAGGAAGUGCGGCGCUAUAACCUUGGACCUUCCUGAACCUGGUGCAGUGGCAGCUAGCAGCAGCAGCACUAACGGUAACGGAGCCGCGUUUGAGCGCAGGGAGAUAAGAGCCACCAUGCAGUUCGGAGACACAGAGAUUAAAGUUACAGCUGUAGAUGUGCUGACGGGGAGACAGGUGCGGGCUUCUAUUGACUUCCUGUCCAACUGACCUGACAACUGACUUAUGGGACAGAAAACUCAAAAAGGGACAAGAACUGUUUAAAGGACUGAUAUGGCGCUCAUCCAAUCUCUGAACUGAAAUUUUGUUUUAUUAUAAGAAGCACUAUAAAUAUAUUUUUCUAAGCAAAUUACUUCAAUACUGAGAAGGAUGUAUGCCCUACAUGACCAAAACUGGUAUGUAGGUAGAACUUUUUUUGACCUAUGGAUGUUGGAGGUGCCACCUAGUGGUUGAGGGUCAAACUGCUUGUUUUAAAAUGCAAAAAAGGAACAGAUUUUCAGAUUUUAAAGGGGGGAAAGCUGGAUUGUUCAUUUUACAUAAACUGGGAUUACAGGCACAAAUAUAUUUAUAUAGUAUUAGAUUUUUGAUAACAUUUUAAUUGUAAUGAUUUCAGUAGAAGUACAUAAACAUAUGCUAUGCAUUAAUUUUAAAUAUGUACCCAAUGCAACUUAUAAAUGCACAAUUAAAUCUCUUUUCUA
Messenger RNA from Astyanax mexicanus (Mexican tetra), 2970 nucleotides. RefSeq names its product heat shock protein 12B (gene hspa12b). NCBI's taxonomy places the organism in Eukaryota, Metazoa, Chordata, Actinopteri, Characiformes, Acestrorhamphidae. The transcript has 14 exons. Bases 404 to 2482 code for a protein of 692 amino acids. The record is from RefSeq and is a predicted model, not a curated record.